This is a messenger RNA of Parascedosporium putredinis, 438 nucleotides long. NCBI's taxonomy places the organism in Eukaryota, Fungi, Ascomycota, Sordariomycetes, Microascales, Microascaceae. The record is from the annotation of a GenBank genome assembly.
AUGGCAAUUGAGGCGUCGCGAAGUCGAGAUGUGACUGAAACGGAAGCCGGACAGCGCUCCGUCCCGGAUUUCUCGACAUUGGCUGAAGCGUGUGUGCUAAGUGGCGGCUCGGCGGAGAUGCACACCGAAAGGGAGUCCCUGCCAUUGAUGGGACGAGCUCCAAGCCUCAGGCUCGACUUGAAUCACCUGCACCUUCUUAAUAUAGUCCAGAGCACGUUCCGGACCACGCCCCCGGGCAUCCCCCGGGCAUGCGAGACAGCACCGUCGGACAGCGGUGUCAUCGUCAACGUCAACGCCAACACUGCUACUAGCCGUUCCAAAGCUAACAGCGAACGCCUCAACAACAGAUCCUCGAAUCGGACACAAGGUUGGCUGGCCUGGUCCUGCACGGACACUCCUACCACCGGCGAUACUGGCAGCCAGCGCUCGUGGCCGUGA